This is a messenger RNA of Rhizoctonia solani, 3441 nucleotides long. RefSeq names its product oxidoreductase FAD/NAD(P)-binding protein. NCBI's taxonomy places the organism in Eukaryota, Fungi, Basidiomycota, Agaricomycetes, Cantharellales, Ceratobasidiaceae. Gene Ontology annotation, molecular function: oxidoreductase activity; protein phosphatase regulator activity. The transcript is spliced from 9 exons. Gene Ontology annotation, cellular component: protein phosphatase 4 complex. The record is from RefSeq and is a predicted model, not a curated record. The coding region runs from base 1 to 3441 and encodes 1146 amino acids.
AUGUUUGAAGAAGCGACUACCGGUGUACUUGGAUGGCACCCAGGUGAACACUGGAUGCAAUCUAAACUCGACGUGGCCCAGGCCGUCAGGUUUGCGUAUACGGCGGUCAGAGACCACCUCCCGCUCCAGCAUCGCACAUUCCAUACAUCAAACAUCGCUUUUGUGCCUUUGACAACUCUUGAUUCUGAUGGCCGUCCAUGGGUCUCUCUGAUCGCUUCCAAGGAUGGAAAAGUCGGAUUCGUCCAGUCGCCGAGCGAAAUCGAGUUAAUUAUUAACGGAGACGUGUGGGAUGGAGAUCCCGCGAGAAAGAACCUGGAAAAAGGAAAAGGAAAACUCGUUGCAGGGUUAGGGAUUGAGUGGGCUACGAGACGAAGGAACAAGUUUGCAGGUGUAAUCAGAGAUGUAGAGUGGGAUGAGAACGGGAAGAUGAGGCUAGAUAUGAAGGUUACACAGACGCUUGGAAACUGUCCGAAAUACAUAAACGUCCGAACUGUCGGAUCAUCAAGUACUGCGCCCCACGUAGUAUACAAUAAAACAGACCUUGGACCAGAAGAACGACUACCGGAUGAACUAAUCGAUUUUAUUCAUCGAGCGGAUACUAUAUUUAUCGGAACUACGUACGUUGCCGAUCAGAAACAUGAAGAGACGUUUCCAUCGCAUGUGGGCACAAACCAUCGUGGUGGGCGGGCAGGGUUUGUAAGAGUUAGGAAAGACGGGUUGACAUUAGUUUUGCCUGAUUAUUCGGGCAACCGAUUCUACAAUUCUCUCGGAAACGUGCAUGCUACUCCACUUGCCGGCAUAACAAUCCUCGACUUUGUCACAGGGAACAUGCUCUACGUCACCGGGCGGGCGCAAAAUGUAUUCGACCAGUCGGCCAGGGAAAUUAUGGACCGCACAGAUUUGCUCACUUUAGUCACUACCACCGGGUACACGUUUGUCAAAAACGCAAUGCCAGUGCGCCAGAUACCCGGUACCCCGGUCGUUCCAAGCCCCUAUAGCCCCCCUGUGCGAUACCUUGUGGAAGAAAAGCCCAGUGCCAAGGUAGAUAGUGGAACGACACUUUUGUUAGAACGCAUACAAUUGCACUCUCCCGAUCUGGCCACAUUUUCGUUCGCCCCAUCUACGCCAGUCGAGGUCAAGCCCGGCCAGGCAGCCAUAAUCGAUAUGACAUCGUUUAUCGGGAAGAGAGAGUAUGCACAUAUGGCUCGGCAGGCCGGAGAAGAAAAGUUGCUCAAUGAUGACGGGAUCCGAACGUGGACGGUUUCAGGCCAGUCGCCUACGGGGGCCGUUCAAUUAACGAUCCGGGAGAAGCAGGGUGGAUAUGUGACGAGCCGGUUGUUUACGAUUGCGAAGAAGAUGGAACAGAUGAUGCCUGGGUUAUUGGAAGAUACUCGGCCGGUGGGGAUGCAGGUCUCGUUAGUCGGGGUCGAUGGUGACUUUAUAUUGCCGUUGGAAGGGAAGAAGCUAUUAUGGGUUGCUGGAGGCGUCGGAAUCACUCCGUUUUUGGCGAUGCUCAAGGGUACUGCACGAACCGAAGAGAAGUGGGAUGUAGUACUUGCAUUGGCAACACGGAGGGUCGAUGUUGAGGCCUUUGGUCGAUUGGUUUCGGAUGCACUGACCGAGGCCCACUCUGCAUCUCUCAACCUUCGAGUUGUGAUCUAUUCAAACGGGCUCCGAAGUGACUUUCCUGUAGAUUUCGGAACUUCUCCUGACGGUAGCAAAGUUCCCGUCACGAUCCGUAGCUCGAGAAUCACCAAGGAAGAUCUUGCAACUGAAGGCAUGGACGCCGAGGGACGAGAGGUGUAUGUAUGUGGGCCUCUCGAGAUGGAAGAGUUGGUAGUUUUAGGACUUCAAGAAGUUGGAAUUGAUCCAAGAUCCCAGACGAAGACAAGGGGCGUUUUGUCUGAUGAUUGGGAUUGUUUGGCUGUCAAUUGCGAGAUCGUGAAUUGGCAAUAUUACCCAGGGAUCACUUCAGUUCCAAAAGUAAGGCGCUCUAUACUCCUGCCAGCCUACCAUGGUGUUGAUUAUAUCAUAGAAUUCGAGGAUAUAUUGGAUAAAAUUGCUGAUACGAACAUGGUCGAUACAGAAUGGGAUGACCUUCGAGACAUGAUCAAAUAUAAGCUUGUCCAGAAUGCAUUGGAAUUUAUCAGCGAUGCAGAGCAAACAGCUGCGACAGCUCCUCCGCCUCCUUCCUCUGACGCCCCAUUUGUUCCAUUGACAGAUUCGUCCGACCUCAUGUCCACCGACGGUCCAUUACCACCUGAUGCACCACCCCCACCAUCCCCUUCUCCGCCAUAUCUUGUUUCUCCACUUGCAACGCUUGAUCUACAACCAUCAACGCCCAUGGGCCUUGUCAUUGCACCCUUCCCUGCGCGCCCUAACCUUGAGCUACACGGUGCCGGGUUGAAUGGGAAUGGCGCCGUAUGGGACACUAGCUCAGGUCGCGCUUUACCUGCCAAGUUGGACACAGAGGAGACCAAGGAAGAGCUCGGCCGAAUUUUUGCCUACCUUCAUGACUUUGAUUCAGCCCCACCAUUCACAGUGCAGAGGCUUGUCGAACUAGUCGUCAAACCUAGGGGACAUUACAAGAAUGUCGGAAAAUACCUUCGCGCACUGGAGCGCACCUUGCUAGUUACUAGCACACACAAGGACUACCCUCUCGACACUUACGCUUUGGAAGCACCGAAUGGCACUCAGCCGGCAAUUGGGCGAUCUGCCUCGUCCCGCGCAUCAACACCAGCUCCCCUAGAUAUAGCACGCUCCCCCUUAUUCACGCCAAUUCCCUUCUUGCACCGGCCCGCUCCUGGCAGCAACCACCGCAGUCUUUCAAGAAGUCCACCCCCAACGUCUCCUCGAGCUCCUCUUCCCGGGGACGCACCGGGCGAUGCAAAUAUGGCAGGAGUCCCCACCAUCACGCCCGAGGAUUCUAUCCCUGCCCUAGGUCUUGUCGACGAACUCGACGAUCCUCGGCCCGGACACCUGUCCGAUCAUCCUACGGCUCUGUCCUCAGUCACUCAGUUGCCUCCAGAAUCGUUGGGCGAUAGGUUUGUCUCUGUCGGACAAGCAACGGGUCAAGGUCAGCCCGAAACGGGUAAUGGCGCCGAGGGAGGUCUGAAUGUACCUCAGUCGAAUUCUGAGCCGGUACAACCACCGCCCCAAACGCAGCCGACGGUACGAGAAGCCGAGGGAUACGUUCGAGCUUCGAGCCCCGAGCCUUCUCCAACUAGGAUAUUGGCCGAAGAGGCAAGGGAGCACGGGUUGGAAGCUAUCGCAGGUGCCAAGCCGACCGAGGGCUCUCCAAAGAGCGAGGCCGCAAAAGACGCGGCCAAAGAAGAGCCUUUGGCAGGUACAACAGAGCAGGGGAGCGAAGACAAAAAAUCGGGAGAGCGGCAGAUGUCAGUGGACGAGCCAGAUGAGAACAAGGAGAAUGUUCCUUCUUGA